Molecule: messenger RNA, 6533 nt
Organism: Python bivittatus (Burmese python)
Lineage: Eukaryota; Metazoa; Chordata; Lepidosauria; Squamata; Pythonidae
Source: RefSeq, a predicted model, not a curated record
CAAGGCGCACUCCAGCUUCAGUUCAGGUCACAGGUGAUGGACGGUCUUCCUCCAGCUAUUAGUUCCUGCUUUUCUUUUGCUCUUUCCCCAGAGUGCCUACGAGGCGAGGAGGCAGCUUAAACCCAAGGCGGGCCAGGCUUCGGGUGGAGUUAUGUGAACCAGAUCUCCUGGAGCAUCGAGCACCACUGACUUCCCUAUUUUGCCAUGGCUAAAUUAGAGACCCUCUCUGUCCUUAGUGACCCCAGCUAUCACAGCCAGGAAACGUUCCAUGCUUUCCACCCCAGAACCUCUGAAUCCACCUCUCAGAGCAGUAUGGGAAGUGUGGGCAGCGGUGCCCCGCAUGAACAAGAAUUUGCCAUGAAGAGCGUGGGCACCAGGACUCAGAACAGUAGCCAGCAGCUUGAUGGAACCCGGAAUAGCUACUCUACACGGGAGAUCUCAACCCGUUAUUCUGGGGAGGAGAAGACCUGUAAGUCGGAAAAGAUCUCCAAUUCCAUCUACAUCAACGGGGACUUACGCAAGAGUGAGAAGGGAAAGACUGACCUUUGUGGGAAUGUGGCAGCAAACAAUGAGAAGAAUAUGCCUCCACCACCACCCCAGUACAGAGAACCCAAUAACCCACCAAAGAUAUUGCCAGUCUCUGGUAAACUAGACCAGAAUACUGAGCCCUUAGUUAGACCUUCAGCCUUUAAACCAGUAGUUCCUAAAAACUUCCAUUCCAUGCAGAAUCUGUGCCCACCACAGAACAAUGGAAUCACAGAGAACCGAAAGACUAUGAACCACACUAACAGCAAUAGUCCCUCCACUGUCAAAAGUGGUCUUGAGAAGCCCAGCCUUAACAGGACUACCAACCAAGGAGGUGGCCUUUCUGAUUCUGGCCGCAACUCUUUAACCAGCUUGCCCACCUAUGGCACAGGCUAUAGCCAGCAUGUUGGUCCAAUGAGUGCUUCAACUAGUCACAUCAACCGCAUUGGGACAACCUAUGCUGACAAGAACAUUGUGGGAUACAAUGGGAUAUCUACCUCAGACAGUGGACGGUCUUCCAGUAAGAGCACUUCUUCGUUUAGUAGACUCAACCAUCUCAAUGAAACAAUGCCUUUCCACUCUCCUUCCACGGACGACAUUAUUCAAGACUUGGAGAACAGAUUGUGGGAAAAGGAACAGGAAGUUCUCCAAAUGAGGAGAAACCUUGACAAGAGUGAGGCAGCUAUUUACCAGGUCUUCGAGGAGAAACAAAAGAUCUGGGAGCGUGAGAUGGAAGAACUUCGGCAAAACUAUGCCAAUAAGCUGCAGCAAGUCUCCAAGAAAGCCCAAAGGGCUCAACAGGCUCUUCAGCUCCAGAUCUUUAAGCUCCAGCAAGAGAAGAAGAAGCUCCAAGAUGAUGUAGCUCAACUUCUUCAACAACGGGAAGAGCUGGAGAAGAAGUUUGUUGCUUUCAAAAAAGAGCAGGCUGAGUUUCUUCCCAAAAUUGAAGAGACCAGAUGGGAGGUGUGCCAAAAGGCAGGUGAGAUAUCCCUGCUGAAGCAACAGUUGAAGGAUUCUCAAGCUGAUGUCUCCCAGAAGCUGAAUGAGAUUGUUGGGCUACGUACCCAACUCAAAGAAGGCAAGAGCUUCCUAAGGGAGAAGGAAGAACAGAUCUUGACUUUGAAAGACUCCUACAGCACCAAAAGUGUCAGCCUGGACAUCUGUGAGAACGAGCUGCAGCGUAAGAUGGCUGAGGUGCAGAUGUUGAGGGAGAAGCUUAGCCAGUGUGAGCUGGAGGUCUCCAAUCUGAAGCAGACCUUGACACAUCUGGGAGGUCACCAGAACCACGUAACUACUGAACUCCCUGAGAAGCUUGCGAGGGACGCCUUGGCCUGUGAGAGUGAUGAGGCCAAGAUGAAACGACAAAGUGAGGAGAGUCUCAAUGCCCUGAAAAGAGAAGUGGAGAGGGUCCAGGCAGAGUUGAAAGCAGAGCGCCAGUUACGGGAGCAACAAGUUUUGGACUUUGAGGGGGAACGUUGCACGUGGCAAGAGGAGAAAGAGAAAGUCAUUAAGUACCAGAAGCAACUGCAGUUGAACUAUGUAGAGAUGUAUCAGAAGAACCAACUUCUGGAGCACAAGGUGAAUGAAAUGACCAGCAAGGCCACCAGUCUGUCCCACACGGAUGAGAAGAAAACAUGGACUCCGUCCAGAUUGGAAAGGAUAGAGUCCACAGAAAUCUGAGGAAAGAAUCAAGGCAUUUAAAGUACAUUUUUCUAAUUACGGUGCCUGUAUUUCAGCCGGAGAUCUUCCCAAGGAGAAAAUGCUACAUAACCAGCAGCAUAAGUCUUUGCACUUGGCCCCUCAAACAUACUUUGGUGCUCUACAGAUUACUUUUAGGGGGGUGGGGAAAGCCACAGGUGUGCUUUUGUAUUCUGGGGAUGAUUUGACAUCAGGAGUACUUGUAUGUUGUUGUGUGCACUUUUCUUUGAUGUGGUUUCUGUUAUUACUCCAUUAACAAACGUACUACAAUCUCUGCUCCCUUCUCCCUCCUCAACAGUCUUCCUAUGGCAUUUUCAGCUCUGUUGGAGAGCAGAGUUGAACCUCUGAAGUCACGGCACGUGGGAUUUUUCCUCCCUGUUGCAUCUCCUACGGCUUUUCUGCCCCACCCACCCCUUUAUCCUUUCCUCCCCCCUGUGAAACUCUAACUUCCAUCAUUCCAGGAGGAGGCUGUGAGUGUCUCUCCCAAAGAAUGCCUUGGUGCUCUGAGGAAACUACAAUCCCCAAGGUUUGUUGAGAGGAACCAUACCUGUUGAACAGUUUAAAAGUGGUAUAAAACUGUAGUGUGCCUCAAAAGCCAUUUUUCCACAUGUCAGAAAAUCAGGAACACCAUUUGGACCCCAUUCAGAGUGAUCUUGGGUAUGUUUAUUUGGAAGUAACUCUGACUCAACCGUCAAUGGAGCUUGAAAUAAAUAAGUUGUGCUCAGUCAACCUGGCACUAUCACAUAGCUGUGGGUUUUGCUAGGGUCCUGUAGACAAAAGGGGGAGCUAGUGAGAAGUCUGUGAGUACAGGGGGUAUCGUGGUAUCCUAAAGGUUGUAGCUGUUGUGUAAUCAGCUCUCUUCAGUAUCAAGCUCCUAAUUUCCUGAUGGGAAGAUCUUCAUUGCAGGUGAAGGGUGUUGAUCAGACUUGGUGUCCCCGUGGCCCACUUUCAGACUGAGGAGCCUUUAAGAUUCUCCACUGCACUCUUAUUUUUCUUUUCUUGAGGUCCACCAAGCGUGGAACAGAACUAUGGAAGGAAGAUUUUGGGGUAAGCAAGAAGAAAGAGGGGAUAAAAGAAACAGAGGCUCUGUGAUUCAGCAAAUGAGGUGGGCAACAUUUAGGUCUAAUUGAUAACAGGUUGACAGAUGUUCUUGGAGUCCAAUACUGGCUAGUGGGUGAUAGGCUGAGCAUCUAGGUGGAGAAGAUAAACUAGAUUGUUGCACAGUUUUUCUCAGAUAUCAUGGUUGAGCAGAGAGAUGCUGGAAUUAGAGAUGACAACUUUAUAGAGAAGGCUGGUUUUUAUCACGUGUUUUCUCUGUUUGUAUAGAAAGCAGGAGGAGGUGUCUGUUUUUUGCACCAAAAUGAGAUCACUUCUGUCUCCCUGCCUUAUCUUCUGUGGCUUUCUAAGCCCUUUCCUUCCCAAUCCGGAUUAUUUUUAAUGCCAACGCACAGCCGGGAGAAGAGUGGAAAAGUUAAGGGGAGGUAAAAUGAAGAGGCUUCUGGCUUGUGUCAAAAAUAAGUAAGUACCAGCUUUAACCUAUCAAAAGACUCGGCCAGGCAGGGGGAUCUCAGACUUAAGAAAGGCAGCCCACCCAGUCAACCAGGUAGAGGAGUUGUAGCAGGACCCAUGACUUCAACUUGAUGGUAUGGAUCAAGACAUACUCAGGGCCAAGAUUAGAGUUGUGGCCAUCUUGGGAUCCCUUUGCAGCAGGUCCAGGGAUUCAGGCAUGGGUCUUCCCCGACCUCCCUUUUUCAAACUCAAGUCUUUUUCGAUGCAAAGCCAAUCUCAGUUCUGAGCCAUGAUCCUUUUCUAGAUCAACAUUUUUCUGCUCUGAAGGGUGCCUUUGGCCUAACUCAGAGCAGAACCCCCCCAAAGCACUGGAUGAUUUUAAUUUAAUUUGCAUUUAAAUUUGUCUAAAUUUAAAGACAACUGUUAUCCCAUGUGACUCUCCUGUCGUGUGUUUAUUAAUUUCCCCCUUUUAUCAGAUUAAAACUUAUAACUGUGCCCCAACUUUGGAGGUCUCUGUGCACUACUGCCAUCUAUCCAUCCUGUUAUUACCAUUUAAUGCUUCUCACCUUUUACAACCAAGACCUUUCCAUCCAACAUCCCAGAAGUCACCGAUCUGUGGCAGUUUUAGAUUUCCUGUUCUUAAGCCUGAGGUUUUCUUUGGUUAGCAAGUCAGUGAGAUUUUCUCAGUUUUUCUACAGGCCCCCCAUGGACCUUCACAUCUAUCCAACGUUAUGGAAGGAAUGCAUGCUACAUGAGUCCUAUAGAUAUGAGAUGAAACUCAGAUUACUUACAAGUUGCUAGGGCAGCUGGUUGAGGCUAAUGUGCUGGCUUGCUAGCCUUGUGUUCUGUAAGAAGGAAGGGAGGGAAUGAGAAUGAUAGUUCUCCAGUAGUUUUGCUAGAUUACAGAAGGCAAGGUAGGUGUACUAUUAAGCUAAUUACAUUUGCUUCCCAACUUGCCAAGGAGAGCCCAUAGAAACAUCAAAACUGUGGUACAGGCCAUCUGCUUGCAGCCUUCUGACAGGAUUCAGAAGACGUUUCCAGGAGAAGCAGAAUCUGAAGGCAACAGCCUCCUUGUAUUUCUGCAGAUUCCAAUCAGUAUUCAAGUUCCAUCAGCAAUUAGAACUAAUAGAUCUUUGGUUCACACCCCCUUCGUAACCUAUUUAAACCAAGGCUAUCAUAUCUAUUGACUCGGGCAUUGCGUGAGGAAGUCUUUCCAUGUUAACUGCCCUGCCUCCAAUGCCAGUCAGAUUUCCUAGGACUUAAAAAGUUAGGUUCAGACUUCUAGUGUUAUGGGGGAAGGAGAAAUGCUUCUCUCUUCAUCCCUCGGAGAAAUGAUUUUUAACAUAAAACUCUUGACAAAAUCACAACGUCUUGUUCCCACGUUCUGUGUGUACUUGGAUCAACAAAGUUUUUUUUGGUGACUCUAAAGGCCCUGUCAGGUCUUUUCGUAAACACUGACUUGUCUUGCUCGAGGGAAGACAUUUAUUAGAUUUUUUUUUAAUGGCACUUUUUUUGUACCUCGCCUGGUAAGAGAAAACAAAGAAUAUAUAAUAUAUAUACUGUCUUAGAUUUAAAACAGAUGAUUUACCAAUCUUUAAUUGAGUGCAGAACCUACUAUCUGAGACCAUGGCAAGCCAAUUGUCAGCUUGCCUGUAAGUGAAAGUGAUUAUUAACGGAAAUGCGAAGAAAAUAAUUUACUGAUAUGCUGCUAAAUUAUACAGAAGCAAGUGUACUUGGAUGUAAAUACUUUCUGUAUCUGUUUAUGUGAUGAUUAAAGCAAAACACGUGUACAAAGAGGGAGAAAAAAAAUCUCUGUUAGUAACUAAGUUUUGCAGUAAGAGCAGACUUCUUUGUCUAGAAUGGAGUUUUGGGCUGUAAGAGAACAUCUUGGAGAGUUCUCAACAAGCGGUUCAUACGGUACCGAAGUCAUUCUGGAUUUCUCCAGGAUUACAACAAGCUGUCUUAUUUUGUGUACGUUUUGUCUCUGGGUUCAUGAUCUCGUUGGGGUUUAAACUCUUUGGAAAUGUUGGGAUAUGACAGGCUUCCCAACAGGGCACCUUUGAGGUGUGUUGGGAGGCCAGCUCCCAGAAUUCAUAGCUUCUGUGGGAUUUGGGGAGUUGUAGGCCAGCUCCAUCUGGAAGAAGCCAGGUGAGGUCAGCUGGUGAACUUUGGUUGGAUUUUGACUUGAAUCAGAGCUCAUUCAAAGAGGCCCGGCCAGCCUGGUCAUCUCUACCUUUGAGGCAGCCAUGCCUUGAUAAAAGUUCUUGAGAAGGUAGAACUUCUCGUAGGGGUGUUGCUAACUGGCACAGCCAAAAAGAAAUUACUCUUCUGUUGAAACAGCACUUUAUGAUGUUUGCUUCCAAUCCCUGAUCAUUGUGACCAGAGAACUGAUGGGAGAACGCUUUGGCAUGCAUUCAAAACCGUGGUCUUUUUUUAAAUAGGGCAUUAGAGACUGGGCAGUUCUAAAAUGUAACUGUGGUACAAAGAGCAGGUGCAAUUGCUCUCUCACUCUCUGAAUAAGAAGAACUUAUGAAUAGAGGGCAGAGUUUCUAACCUACGUGUCCUGGGGAAAAAUAUAGCUCACUUCAUUUUGGGUUGCGUGUGUUUUCUCCUGUGUUCUCUGUGAUUUUGGCAGAAGCGGCUGCACAUUUUCAUCUUUGUAUACAUGAGGACUAGUCACAUGCUCUUUUUCAAAGAAAAACCUGAGAUUCUCAGGUAGCAGAUGCCACCCUGGAUCAGUCAGCAUCACUUGUCAACAGCCACCCAUCCAAUCAGAUGUUGUAACCCAGUGUUGUCCAAAC